Molecule: messenger RNA, 1989 nt
Organism: Sciurus carolinensis (gray squirrel)
Lineage: Eukaryota; Metazoa; Chordata; Mammalia; Rodentia; Sciuridae
Product: ankyrin repeat domain-containing protein 18A-like
Exons: 9
Coding region: 1146-1721 (191 amino acids)
Molecular function (GO): protein binding
Source: RefSeq, a predicted model, not a curated record
AGCACGACAGAGAGCAAGAAGGUCGGGCGUGGAGGGCCGGGGUCCCUGGCGGCGGGUGGGAGCCCGGCCGGGGGCGGGAGCUGCAAGGACGGCGGCGACUCGACUUCCUCGGCCGUCCCCGAUGCCGGGCGGCAGGGCCAGCGCGGGGGACUGAGCGUGGAAAGGCGCCUCGCCGGCCAGCUCAGUCUCCAGGGCCAGUGCUCAGGAAAUGCCUGGUCCGCGAGGAGCCACCCACGUCGGAGGGCCCGGCGACCCUGGCCGGGUCUGUGGCACUCAGCGGCCAGGGAGCGGCGCCCGACUGCCACACAGCCACCUGCCCAGAAGGCGGCGAGACAGGCACCCCGCGCUCAGGACCUGGAUCACCUCCGGGAACAGACUCCAGGCGCUGAGGAUGAGCGUUUCCAAAGGCUACGACUCUGAACUUACAAGGUCAAGAAAAUCCUCAAGUCUGAAGACCAGAGUGCCCUAUGAACCCAGAACCAACUUAGGAUACACAAGAGCUCUCACCAGCCUAAAGAAAGAACCUGAAGGUCAAAAGAGCUGGGGAAUAGCAGCUGCUGGAUUGUACAGUCACACAGAAACAGAAUAAGAGACAGGAACUCUACUUAAGGUUGCAAAUAUAGUACUUUUUCAUGGAGAAUUGGUGUCGGAUUGAUAUCUGGCCAGUUGCCUUUAACAACCUUGGAGAAACAGGCAACUUCUGUUCCAGAGAGGACAGAGCUGCUUUUCAGUCAGCACCUUUCUCCACUGCACCUCACUCAGCAAGGGCCAAGUUUGUAGAUGGCAACCCCUGAGUCUCCUGGGAGAUGCUCUGCUCCACUCUGUCACACUCAGCUGAGGAUGCCUGAACUUCUUUCACCAAAUCCUUCUUUUUAGCCUACUGUCUUUGAAAUUUUCCUGUAGGAUUAUUGUGUCAAUCUCUAAGAUCUUCAUAAACUGCUCAAUUGUGCCUUUUUUUUACUCGCCUGUCAAGUUUGCGGAGAGCUUCAGCUCACAAAUCCUUGGCCAGAAAACCCUGCUGGAUUCCAGUGAGUUCUUGAUUCAAAUCUUCCACGUGGUCAACUCUCCUCUCCACUGACUUCUUCAAAUCUUUCAACUUCUUCUUUUCAACUUCUUCCUCUGGACUGUUCUUUAUUCCAAAUAACAUGACCUGGCGACCAUUUUGUAUUCCAAGUGCUGAAAAUGGUGUUUCCAUUUCCUUCAAAGGUUUUCCCUUAAAUGAUGGGCACAUGCCACUUUUACUUGCACUGAAGCACAAUAAACAAGAAGUGGCAGAACUUUUAAUUCAGAAUAAUGCAAAUAUACAUGCCGUCGACAAUGAUAAAAGGACUGCCCUCAUGCUGGCUACAAAAUAUGAAGCAAAACAUAUAAUUGAGCUGCUUCUUCAUGGAUGUAUUGAUACCUCUGUGAAAGAUCAGUUUGGAAAGAACGCGUUAUCUUAUGCUAUUGCUAGUUGUUUCAAUGUGAAUAUAAUUUUGGAUCAUACUAAUGCGGAACAUGCACAUAUGCAAACCAGGAAAGCAGAGAGCAAUGACUCUUUAAUCAGAUCUGCAAAUAAUCCUGAUCCUGGUGAUAUCAAGACUACAUCAGAAAAGGACAACAAUAAAUCUGAUACCAAGAAUGUCCCUGAAAGAAAAAAAGUAUGUGAUUUUCAGCAGUCCAAGAAAGAUGCUGGUGGGCCUAAACAACGUGGCACCAACAUCCUGGUGAGGAACCGCUGACUGUAUCACAACAUGGCAGAGAAGCAGAAAGGAUAACAACUGUGAAGAGAAGGAGCCAAAGUGUGGGUGGUCUGACUUUAUAACAAAACCAGCUCUCUUAAGAACUAAUCCAGUCGCAGGAGACCUGACCCACUCCCGGAGAGAGCAUUAAUCCAUUCACAAGGGCAGAGUCCCCACUGACCCAAGGACUUUCCACUGGACCCAUCUCUUAAAGGUCCCAGCACACUGGGUCAAGCUUCCAACACAUGAACCUUUGGGGAAUGAACCA